AUGACGAGCACGACAGACCCGCAGCAGCAGCUGCAAGAGCUGCAAACUGCGACGCAGAGUCUUCUCGCCAGAGCUCAUUCGCCCGACAGCGCCAACCGCAUCUUCAGUGAAAAGAUCCAGCACCGAUCGCUCCAUCUCAGGCCCACGUCGCCCCCUCCGUCUGUCCUCAAUGCGCGAACAGCCCGACGAAGAGCCCGCGAAAGCGCCAAAGCCAAGUCCAAGUCAAAAGUCAGGCCCAAGCCUCUGUCGUCCCGCGAGCGCCGCCGACUCGGGCUAGACGACGUUUCCAGAGACGGCCAUAAGUACGAGAUUUACGAACCCCUUUACGGCCUUUGGCUAGGAUAUGCGCGAGAGAUCCUGGGCAACGACGUCUAUGCCGGCGGGCCCGGUGCCGCCGCCAAGCUGGCGAGCGCCGAGUUUCACGGGGCUCUGACCGAGGUCGUCAGGAGUCGGUGUCCUAGCCGGGUGGGCAUCAAGGGCAUUGUGGUGCGCGACCGCAAGUUCGUCAUGGAAAUCAUCACCAAGAAGGCGGGGCUCAAGAUUGUGCCCAAGGAGGGCACUACGUUCCGCAUCGAAGUUCCAGCCGACUCGCGGGGAGAACAGGGACAGGAGACGAGGCCGUUUGCCUUUGAGGUCCUUGGUGAUCAAUUGAUGCUGCGAUCUGCGGACCGGGCCAACAGGAAGUUCAAGUCGCAUUUCCUCCUUGACCUUUGA
Hirsutella rhossiliensis is the source of this 714-nucleotide messenger RNA. Its product is annotated as Ribonuclease P/MRP, subunit p29. Gene Ontology annotation, molecular function: ribonuclease P RNA binding. Lineage: Eukaryota; Fungi; Ascomycota; Sordariomycetes; Hypocreales; Ophiocordycipitaceae. The record is from RefSeq and is a predicted model, not a curated record. Bases 1 to 714 code for a protein of 237 amino acids. Gene Ontology annotation, biological process: rRNA processing; tRNA 5'-leader removal. The transcript has a single exon. Gene Ontology annotation, cellular component: ribonuclease P complex; ribonuclease MRP complex.